GCGAGACACAAAGGACUUUCUCAGAUCCAUGAUCACAAGGAUAUGUUACUUGUGAAAGCUACAGCAAAAAGGAAAGGAAUUAAACCCACAGAUGUAAAAGGACUCUUACCCCUGAUGAUACUAAUGGUGAUAAUUUUCCUGAUGAUUGUGUUCUGGGAAAACGAGCUGUAUGAAGAAACAGUGGUGUCAACCAUAGAACACUUGCACGUGGACUACCCUCAGAGUAAUAUUGCUGUAAGGUACUGCAACCACAUGAUCUUAGAAAGAAUCAUCAAGGAACCUGACAACACCUGCAAAAAGGAGCAUGUCUUCAUCCACGAGAGGCCUCGACAGAUCAAUCGUGUUUGCACUUCUCCCAAGAGGAUGGCUUGCCAAAACCAUUCCAGCAUUUUAUGCUUCCAGAGUGAGACAAAAUUCAAAAUGACAGUCUGUAAGCUCAUUGAAGGUAUCAGAUAUCCUGCCUGCAGGUACCACAUUUCCCCCACAGAGGGGUUUAUUGUAGUCACUUGUGAUGACAUGGGGCCCGUUAACUUCCAGAAAUAUGUUGAAUAACUUGAGACCAGCACCUGAAUCUGAGAUCCUCUCUGCUCCUCUCCCAGGGGCACUGGUGCUGGUUCUUCCUGGUGCACAUCUGACUGUGGACAUGGGGGGAAAGCCCAAGUGAAAUGGUAGCCACCAGUAACUCAUUUAUCCUUCCAGUAUGGCUGAGCUGGAAUCUUCUU
Molecule: messenger RNA, 722 nt
Organism: Myotis myotis
Lineage: Eukaryota; Metazoa; Chordata; Mammalia; Chiroptera; Vespertilionidae
Gene: RNASE12
Product: ribonuclease A family member 12 (inactive)
Exons: 2
Coding region: 43-552 (169 amino acids)
Molecular function (GO): nucleic acid binding
Source: RefSeq, a predicted model, not a curated record